AUGCUAGAGCCUGAGGGUCUAAAAAUGGAGCUCGACAACUGCUGCGGAGAUAGUUCAAGUGAAGAUGGGUUCAUAGACCCUCUCACCAAAAUCGUUCAAAGAUGGGGAUGUCCGUCAGUGUUAAAGAUACUAGAGGAAAAUGAAGUUGAUGUGGAAACCCUUCCCCUUCUAAGUGAAAGUAUAAUCACAUCCUUCAUACCCAAGAUUGGACCUCGAUUGAAGUUUCUCGCUGGGUGGCGUGCAGAGUAUCAUGCUGCAAAUCAACAAAGCAUGGAACAAGCAUCAACGUCGACAAGAAGCCCAUCAGUGUUCUCCUUAGAUGACUGCUCAGAUCUCUCUUGUAUAACAGGAAGUGAGUGGAGUCCCAGACAAAGCCCUUCCCAGCCCAGUUUGGAUACGCCACUUUACGACUCCCCAGAAUCCAAGAGUCCUGAUCAACAUCCUCCCCUGAAACGGGUCAAGAAAGUGCAUUUCAACAUUGCUUGUAUAUUGAGAGAGACCACCAUGGGAAGAGCAGCAUUAAGGAACAUCAAUGCUACAAAUCUCUGCAGCAAAAGGGACCGGCAUACUGUUGUGGAUAUGUUGACUCAGUACCUGAUACGGGAGUAUGGUACCAAGCCAAGCUCAUUUGUGAAGGCAUCAAUGGCCCAUGCCAUUGUGACAAGCUUUCCUUUCUUAAAAGAUCCAGAAUCUCCACUUGGCUAUGAGGCCUGGUACUGCAUGGGGGCCAAGGGACGGCCAGCAACGGGCUACCUGGAGGAGCAUCUGAGGUACGUCAGAAAGAAGGAGAAGUCCCUGAGGGUACCAGUAGCUGAAGACGAGGCACAGUCUCAAAAGCAAGGAGAUACUGAUCUUGAGUCUGUGAAUGAUGAUAACAUCGCGACAAUGGAAGAAUGGCUGCGUAACAACAAGGAGCCAGAGGACAUGGUGAAGGACUACAUGAAACAAACGGCAAAAAAAAGACAUGACUGGAUCAAGAGAAGUGACUGUUGUGUGAAGAACAUUCUUACCACAUAUCCCAGACUUCUCGAUGCUGGAAUGAUUGAAGGAGAUUUUGCAGUAUUGUUCCCAGAGAAAGCAAACGCGCUGUACCAGAAGUGGCCCACUUUCUGUAACAAAGUAGUGGACUUCACCGAGAAAACUGGCAACUGGAGAAGUGCAAGAGCCGAAUUCGAAAACAUUCAUGACCCUGGGAAACUCAGUCUUGAGGAAAAGAGCAAUCUUGGAUUCUACAUGCUCCCAGUCUUGUUCCGAGGAAGGAAAGAUUCCAAGAGAGGAACGUACACCACUGCAGAAACAUUGUCGUCCUUCAUUGACAUUCAACCAGAGGUUCUCGACAUCCAAACAUAUGUUGAUAACAUUGAUGAAGCAGUCCGGCCACAGCCAUUUGUUGUUGUGCGUGGGAACAUUCUCACACCAAUACAGGCGUACGUCGUCGUAGAGAGGAGGGUACUUCCUGCCACAACACUGCUUAAAGCAGUCGACUUGUGCUUUAAGGCACUUUAUGUGAUGGAUAUCGAAUAUCAGCCGCAAAGCUGUUCUGUUUGGAAAUUUCUCCAGAUUGUGGUGUUCCAGUUUACCGAUGGGGAGCAUCUUACACCAAAGCUGCGGGAGGUCCGAGCCUUCAUGAACAUGCCAUAAGCCAUCAUGCUGUGUUCACACCAAGGAUGAUUACUGGUGAUAUAUUUCUUACAGAUGAAACUGACAAAUCAUCGGCCACUUGAACCACUUUAUUUUUGGAGAAAAAAAACUGGAAAAAAGGAUUAUUUUGGACAAAAUAACCUAAAAGGCAAACUGUUAUGAGUUGGAUUCGACACAUUAUUUUACAUAAUUUAGACAUGUUUGUGUAAGACUGAAGAUCUGAGGGUGGGGUGAGGAUCGCUGAACAACAUUAAAAAAAAAGUGAAUUUGUACACAGCAGAAGUCUUUGUGUAAAUUUUAAAAUGAUGAAAGGCCUAAUUUUUUUUAUACCAAUCAUUGCUUAACAUCCCCACCUUGAAAGUUUAAGAAAACAAAUGAAUAUGUGCCAAGUAUAAAUACAAUACAUAUUGGCUAUAAAUCUUUUGCACUGGCGUAUAACUUCUCAAAUCAAUAGAAGGCUAAAUCUUACAAAUGCUUAUCGUGUUCGGUCUUAAUCCCAAGAGUACUGUUUCAUAACCCAUACAUCAAAAUUAUAUAUUUCUUCAUAAAACAUGAUUUAUGAUAUUUUCUGCAUUUAAAACAGCAAGUGGGGUAUACGAUUGUAAAUUACAUGUACCAUUAAUUUUUAUGUAAUGUGUAUCGUCCAUUGACCCUACGCUGAACUCUCUGCUGAAUGGACUGCACGCAUUAAUUUACAUCGCGCAAAGCAGAAGUAGAGAAGUCAACAUUUUCAUCUACAUUUUGCAAAAUUUUAUUGAUAUUAUUGAUAAUAUCAAUAAAAUCUUUCAAACUGAGUAUAGCAUAGGGUCAAUUGAUUUUUGUUGUCUUUAAUCUAAUCAAAAAGUUAUAGUAGGCAAUGUGUAUCCUUGUUAUUUGAUCAGUACCUGUUCACCAUCACAGAUAACCAAACUUUCAUGUUGUACUUCUGCACAUGUCAAAUAAUCUAGAUGGAUUUGCAUUUAUUUCCUCUUUUUUUCACUUCACAAAAAUGUGUGCAUGGGUAACACUCUAAGGCAGAGUAUUGGUGUGUCAGGAUAAAUGAACACUAUGCCACACCCACAAAAUAUAUAUGAUGCACAUAUUCAUGUAUGAAAUCAGAGUGUGUGGGAUACAUACAGAGUACAUCAAAGUUAAACAUUAUCAUGCUGCACCAAACAGGGGCUAUAUUUCCAUUUACUUUUCUUAAAAGGUUGUAUUUUUUUUCACCAAAAAUUGGAAUGUUGUAGUCGAUGUUAACAAGUUUUGUUUUUACGUUUCUGAUGAAAACAGCAACAUGUGUUUACUUUGUAUGUUAUUUGUGUUUCAGUUAAGCAAUUAUUACCCAUUAGAUGAGAAAAAGAUUUGAGCAAAUAGAUGUUAUGGAGAAAGUGUUGAGCAAUGAUUAUCCAACAGACGAAUUAAAGAGUUGGGCAAAUAGAUGUUGUGGAGAUAAAGUUGAGCAAUUAUUACCCAAUAGAUGGGUAUUUUGAGAGUUGGGCAAAUGAAUAUUGCAGAGAAAUUGUUAAGCAAUUAUUACCCAAUAGAUGGGUGUUUUGAGAGUUGGGCAAAUGGAUAUUGUGGAGAAAUUGUUGAGCAAUUAUUACCCAAUAGAUGAGUGUUUUGAGAGUUGGGCAAAUGGAGAUUGUGGAGAAAUUGUUGAGCAAUUAUUACCCAGUAGAUGGGUGUUUUGAGAGUUGGGCAAAUGGAUAUUGUGGAGAAAUUGUUGAGCAAUUAUUACCCAAUAGAUGGGUGUUUUGAGAGUUGGGCAAAUGGAUAUUGCGGAGAAAUUGUUGAGCAAUUAUUACCCAAUAGAUGGGUGUUUUGAGAGGUGGGCAAAUGGAUAUUGUGGAGAAAUUGUUGAGCAAAUAUUACCCAAUAGAUGGGUGUUUUGAAAGUUGGGCAAAUGGAUAUUGCGGAGAAAUUGUUGAGCAAUUGUUAUACAACAGAUGGGAGUUUGGCAAGUUGGGCAGACUGGGAGUUGGGUAAAAACUGGUUGGGCAUUUAAUUAACCAACAUUAAACUUACUCAAAAGUUGGGCAAAUAGAAGGUUGGGCAAUAUCUAACUGGGUAAAAUUGGUUGGGCAAGAAAUUACCCAACUGAAAAUAUAACCAACUGUUAGGCAAUUGUAGAGUUGGGUAAAAUCUGAUGGGUCACCAACUGAUGGGCAAUUUAAUUUGCCCAACCACAUAGCAAACUGAUUACCCAACAUCAGUUGGGCAGAUUUUAACCAAUAGUUGUGUGGACCGUAUGUUGCUCAGUGUUGGUUAAAAGUUGGGCAUUUUUUUGCCCAACUAUUUUAAGUGUGUAUGCUAAUCACCCCCUAUUCAAUGACCAUCCUAUCUCUCCGUACUCGCCAUUGUUAUGCUAAUCACCCCCUAUUCAAUGGCCAUCUUUCAAGACUACUCGUCCAUUGUUAUGCUAAUUACCCCUAUUCAACUCUUCAUUGUUAUGCUAAUGAGAUUACGUCAUAUUCUUUUGUGCGCGCGUCACGCUUGAGUGAACCUUUAGAAUGGCCAUAUCGCCGUCAUUAUUCUCUCAUCAAGAUUAUCACAAGUAAGAAAGAAGUAAAUGACCUGGGGCCCGUUGCAUAAAACCCCAACCGCAGUUUUUUCAGGUUGUAAUCAUGAAAUUACGGUUGGAAGCUCCCAACCGGAAUUUUUUGGUUGCAUAAACAUUCAACCGGACUUUUCUACGGUUCGCCUGACAAAACUCUGGUUGGAAUCUGAAAAAAUCCGGUUCAUGUGACCCUUGCUCUCUGGGUCAGGGUUGCAACCGUAAAAUUUCCGGUUGGAAGUAUUGGUUACAAAAUGGCUGCAAUCUUGCAUGUGGUACAAGCUGGGGCAGCUCUCAGAAGAGAGAGAAUUUUCCGAGAUAAGCUGCAUCCCUUGGAUGCAUAUGAUGACCAGCAAUUCCGGAAGCUAUAUAGAUUUGCCAGACACGGAUGCAUUGCUAUUAUCAACAAGCUGGCCCCGCGGAUUGAGCACCUUACUCAACGGAAUAUGGCACUACCACCAAGCCUACAAGUUUUUGUAGCCUUAAGAUAUUUUGCGAGUGGAAGUCUGCUUGACGACACAAGUUUCGUGCACGGAAUUCACACUUCGACCGCGUCAAGAACUAUCCAGAGAGUGGCACAAGCACUUUUUGAGAUGAGGGAUGACGUAAUUAUAUAUUUUAUUCAUAUUAUCAUUUAAUGUAAACAAUAAAAAAAAAUUGACCUGUUUCAAUAGUUAGAAAGACUUUUGUUGAUAGUAAAAGUUGUUUAUGCUAGCACAAUCAAUAUAACAAAAGACAUACAAAAUAACUAAUCUAGGUCUAGAACGAGGCUGGCAGUAGGAGCCCCAUGUCAUAAACUAACUAAAUAAUAAUUGAUUCCUCGAUAAAAGCUCAAACCGUUACCCGUAAAAAAAAUCAAACACGGCCAGCAGUAUAUCAGUCCAAUUCAUGCAAAGUUUUGUUGGGUACCGUGCAGACUCCUUGCCCUCGCUGCCUCGGCCAAAGAAGCACCGUAGUCUGGCCUUUGACGCAGCUAGACUCAGCAUCGUAAUUAGGUUAGCACAACAACUUUUAAGAAAUGAAUUAAAACGAGGAUAAAGUAAUUGUAAAACACAUUCUCACAAUUGUCAAUCACAGUGUAUUAUAUUUUAUUUUAAAAUUCAUUCACUUAUU
Messenger RNA from Lytechinus pictus (painted urchin), 5287 nucleotides. RefSeq lists its product as uncharacterized. The transcript has 9 exons. Lineage: Eukaryota; Metazoa; Echinodermata; Echinoidea; Temnopleuroida; Toxopneustidae. The coding region runs from base 1 to 1641 and encodes 546 amino acids. The record is from RefSeq and is a predicted model, not a curated record.